AUGUCGUUCCACGGUGGUAGUGGCAGUGUAGGGUCUGUGCUUCAAAAGAAAGCCCAAGACCAUGCAUCUGGUGAUGGAAAAUGUUGCCAAGGGAAAGAACCAGAAAGUAAAGAUCAUCCUAUAUUCAAUGCAGUCAAGUCUGGAAUGUUGGUACCAGUGCAAACAAUCCAUGAAGAUGUGCCCGACGUUUUCCGUAUACGUGAUGACAAAGGCCACACACCUGCCCACUGGGCGUGUCUGGGUGGCCAUUCCACAGUGCUUCGUUACAUGAUUGAGAGCAAGGCAAAUGUCAACGAUCCAAGUGACAAUGACCUGGGUGCUAGGCCUAUACAUUGGGCAUGUGUGAACGGACAUAUUGCUAUAGUGGACAUCCUGUUACAGUCUGGGGUAUCAUAUGAUGUAGCUGAUAACAAGGGCUGCACACCCCUCAUAGUAGCUGCUCAGUAUGGUCACACAAUGAUGGCUGGCUACCUGAUGGGUAAAGGUGCUCGUCUGCAGAUCUGUGACAAAGACGGUGACAAUGCACUUCAUUGGGCGGCUUUUAAGGGUCACUCAGAACUGAUGCGUCUGCUGAUAUACUCAGGUUUCAAUCCACGCCAACAAGAUGUUUAUGGUCAGACACCCCUUCACCUGGCGUGUAUAAGUGGAAAUCUUACAUCUGUACAGGAACUGUGUGAACAGGACGGUGUUGAGAUUGACAUAGCAGAUAAAAAUGGGAAGACUCCAAUAUCUCUAGCUACAGGACGAAAACAUGAUGCUGUAGUAGAUUACCUCAAACGCCAAAUUAAACAGAAGAAAAGUUUAUUACCUAAAAUCGAUUUGUUAACUAUUGCCUUUGGUCCCCCUGGAAACAGCAAAGGAGCUAUCUUAUUUUUCAUGGUUAAUGUUCUGUGUUGGGGUUACCCUAUGUAUGUUAUCAAGUGUUUACCAUAUACCUGGUAUGAUCUGCAGAUACUUCACAUCAUCUUCUUCAUUUUUAACAUCCUCAUGUGGUUUUGCUUGUUCCACGCCAGUACCACAGAUCCAGGCUUCCUACCAAGAAACAUACCAGAAUAUGAUAUGGCAAUAAAACAGGUCGCUCAUUUUGACGAGUGGAAGCAAGGAGAGAAUCCCCUCAGUCGCCUCUGUCAUACAUGUCGUACAGUGAAGCCCUUACGUUCCAAGCAUUGUCGUAUAUGUAACCGGUGUGUGAUCAUGUUCGACCACCACUGUCCUUAUAUAUACAACUGUGUAGGAUACAAGAAUAGAGUAUCGUUUAUAGGAUAUGUACUUAAUGUGACUAUGUGUGGCACAAUGAGCAUAUUCUUCUCCUGGUACUAUAUGCAAUACUAUGAGGAAUGGAACGCACUCUACGUGUUUUACUUCGGAGUCAUGCUGUUAUUUGAAAGCAUUGGGGUAUGGGUCGGUUCCUUCACGCUGUUCAAUGCCGCACAAAACAUCACAACAAAUGAGAGAUUGAGAUAUCGACGCUAUAAACACAUGCAAGAUAAAGAUGGAAAUCUGGCCUUUCCCUUUGACCAUGGCCUGUUACCUAAUAUACUGGAUUACUUCCAUAUAAAACACAUCCCAUCAGAAUCCAUUGAUGAUUACAUCAAAAUCCGAUCUCUGUAA
Molecule: messenger RNA, 1611 nt
Organism: Ylistrum balloti
Lineage: Eukaryota; Metazoa; Mollusca; Bivalvia; Pectinida; Pectinidae
Exons: 9
Coding region: 1-1611 (536 amino acids)
Biological process (GO): protein palmitoylation
Cellular component (GO): Golgi membrane
Molecular function (GO): palmitoyltransferase activity; protein binding
Source: RefSeq, a predicted model, not a curated record